Molecule: messenger RNA, 1072 nt
Organism: Equus caballus (horse)
Lineage: Eukaryota; Metazoa; Chordata; Mammalia; Perissodactyla; Equidae
Gene: IFTAP
Product: intraflagellar transport associated protein
Biological process (GO): spermatogenesis; acrosome reaction
Cellular component (GO): cytosol; 9+0 non-motile cilium
Molecular function (GO): intraciliary transport particle A binding
Source: RefSeq, a predicted model, not a curated record
UGUGGCCACGACAGUUUGUUGCUCCAGGAGCGGAAACUCCUAGGAUGUCUCUCUGAAUAAAGGCGCCAGAAGUGCGAAAUGACUACAUGGCAGCCAAGGCGGAAAACUGGGGAAUGGGAGGUUUUGACACUUAUGGAUAAAGCUUCUGAAAACAUCCGUGUGCAGGUUUUUGUAUGGAUAGAAGUUUUCACUUCCUUUGUGUAAAUACCAAGAACGUGAUUAAUGGAUCGUAUGAUAAAGUGGCCUUGUGAAUAGGAAUGCCCUCCCAAAUAUCAGAAUUGCAGAUCAUGGAUGAAGAUGGAUUAAUUGAAGAAGUCUUGGAUAAGUUUGUUAAUUGUCACGAGCAGACAUAUGAAGAAUUUCUGAGCACGUUUCCUCAUCUUUCCAAAGAGGAUAAUGUGACCAAAAGAGAAGCAUUUGGAACUGAUUCUUCAGAAAACAUACUUACUUCAAUAAAAUUUCCUCAUGAAAAUGAACCAAAUGAUCACCAUCUUAGAAAUAAAGCCAUCUUUCUUCGUACCUUACCACAAUGUUCAGAAGAGGAACAGAUAGUGAUGGAUGAAGGCCAAAAAGUUGGCAGUUCCUUUCAAGGUGAUCUGAGUCGGGCAGGAAAGGUGAAGGUAGACAAUUUCCUAGAUUUGGAAGAUUUGGACACGGAUGAAGAGAUUAGGCCCCAGAUGCCCACAGACUUGCUGCUGCUUCCGGGAGAAGUGGAGCCGGAUGCGAGCGCCAGUGCUCCCUCUCACGUCCCUUCCGUGGCCCAGCCUCUUCCCCCUGGAGGAAAGCCCACGCCCGCCAGGAAAGGAGCAGACAAGCAGAGGGAAGAGAUGCUCGGGGACGAAGUCCAGCCCUUCUCACUUGAUGAAGAAUUCGAUUAUGAUGCUGUGACGCUCACCCCCAAGUUCACCCCUGCAGAGAUGGAUGCCAUCAAGGAGCUGUCCGCGCGGAAGGGAGAGAACUCCAGCACAGACGCAGAGGGACCCCGGGACUGACUCACCAAGACAGCUUCGUGCUUAUUUUUAUUUUGUCCUUAUUCGAGCAACGUUAAAAUAAAAGAUAAACCUCCUGUAGC